AUGGCUAGAUACGGUGCUACUUCUACUAACCCAGCUAAGUCUGCUUCUGCUCGUGGUUCCUACCUACGUGUUUCUUUCAAGAACACCAGAGAAACUGCUCAAGCUAUUUCUGGUUGGGAACUAACCAAGGCUCAAAAGUACCUAGAUCAAGUUCUAGACCACCAAAGAGCUAUCCCAUUCAGAAGAUUCAACUCUUCCAUUGGUAGAACUGCUCAAGGUAAGGAAUUUGGUGUUGUUAAGGCUAGAUGGCCAGCUAAGUCUGUUAAGUUCAUCCAAGGUCUACUACAAAACGCUGCCGCUAACGCUGAAGCUAAGGGUCUAGAUGCUACUAAGCUAUAUGUCUCUCACAUCCAAGUCAACCAAGCUCCAAAGCAAAGAAGAAGAACUUUCAGAGCCCACGGUAGAAUCAACAAGUACGAAUCCUCUCCAUCUCACAUUGAAUUAGUUGUCACUGAAAAGGAACAAACUGUUGCCAAGGCUGCUGAAAAGAAGGUUGUCAGAUACACUUCCAGACAAAGAGGUAGAAUUGCUUCUCAAAAGCGUAUCGCCGCUUAA
This is a messenger RNA of Maudiozyma saulgeensis, 555 nucleotides long. Lineage: Eukaryota; Fungi; Ascomycota; Saccharomycetes; Saccharomycetales; Saccharomycetaceae. The record is from the annotation of a GenBank genome assembly.